Molecule: messenger RNA, 1367 nt
Organism: Hylaeus volcanicus
Lineage: Eukaryota; Metazoa; Arthropoda; Insecta; Hymenoptera; Colletidae
Gene: slf
Exons: 4
Coding region: 157-855 (232 amino acids)
Source: RefSeq, a predicted model, not a curated record
UACCGCCUGGUGGGGACCAUUUCUAUAUAAUCGUCAGCGAAGGUGCCCGUCUCUUCACAUCCUAUCAGUGAUCACGUUUCUUUAACUGUCUGACUCCUCGUUCAAUUCACGUUUACUUAAUCGAAAAACAAACUAACGCAGGACAAGUGAGAAAAGAUGAUCUUGGUGCCGUUAGCCCUGGUGCUUUUCGCGGCGCUCGCGAGCGUCGAAUCAGCGAUAAACGAAGUCCGACCUCCGAGUAACAGACCAGGAAGAUUCCUUUCUCUUCCAAUACCACAGAAGUGUGCAAACCGACCAAAAGAAUUCAACUACAGAGGCCACAACUACUUCUAUAGUGGACAUAUCCCAGCUCAUGGCAACCAGAGGGUGGAUUGGCUGGAUGCUAGGAACAUUUGCAGGGAAUACUGUAUGGAUCUCGUGUCGAUAGAGACUCAAGAUGAAAACAAUUUAAUUUUCAGACUCAUUCAACAAAACGAUGUUCCCUACAUUUGGACAUCAGGACGUCUCUGCGACUUCAAGGGUUGCGAGAAUCGUCGCGACCUAGAGCCAAAAUCUCUCUACGGAUGGUUCUGGUCGGCCAAUAGGAAGAAGAUGGCACCGACUAACCAGGUUCCCGAAGGCUGGAACUUCAAUCCGUGGUCUCAAACUGGCCAUAAGAAAGCCAGGCAACCGGAUAACGCUGAAUUCGACAUAAACGGCACCAACGAAUCCUGCUUAUCCGUUCUUAACAAUGUCUACAAAGAUGGAAUCAGCUGGCACGACGUCGCGUGUUACCACCAGAAACCUUUCGUAUGCGAGGACUCUGAGGAACUCUUGAAUUACGUGGCUAGCACUAAUCCUGGCCUUCGUCUUUAAAAGUAUCACCGAUAAACAAUCUUGUUGCGACUUAACACUAAACCUACCCACGUUGAUUUGUGACUACUUUUAUAGGACGAAUGCAUUAAAGACACUUUUUUCAGUUAAAUGCAAAAAUAUUUUACGUGGAAAUGAAUAAUGCGUGGAACAAUUGUGUAUAAUUCGUAUAUUGCAUAGAACUGUAAAGUUUGAAAUCGGUCAUUUGAUCAGUCGUGGUAGGUUUAGUGUUAAGCGCGAUUUGUAGGCAAAAAGAAAGAAAAUGAAACGAACAUGAAAAAUUUCCUCUGAAAAAGCUACACGCUCUAAAUGAAAAUUAUCUUCCUACGACUUUCUUAAAAUUCUAUUAGUAAACACGAAUCAUUGACGAAUAAGUCUAAAAGAAACUUAAUACUUAAUUAAUUCUGAACAAGGAAGUAAACGUUAAUUUUUAAUUAUAACCUUCAUUCAAGGAUAACUAAUGGUGCGAACAUAUAAUAGCAUUUACGUUUAUGAAUAAACCGUAACUGUAGGUA